Messenger RNA from Pediculus humanus corporis (human body louse), 795 nucleotides. Its product is annotated as class D atypical G-protein coupled receptor GPRgbb4, putative. The transcript has 5 exons. The record is from RefSeq and is a predicted model, not a curated record. Gene Ontology annotation, biological process: G protein-coupled receptor signaling pathway. The coding region runs from base 1 to 795 and encodes 264 amino acids. Lineage: Eukaryota; Metazoa; Arthropoda; Insecta; Psocodea; Pediculidae. Gene Ontology annotation, molecular function: G protein-coupled receptor activity. Gene Ontology annotation, cellular component: membrane.
AUGGAAGUCAUACUUUUAGGAAGCAUAAUUUUAUAUUCAACCAUAAUCCUAAGAGCGUUUAAUCCUUCGACGAUUCUUUGUCUUAUCGAACCUUGGUGUAGAGAAAUCGGUUUUGUUUUAUGUUACGGUGCGAUCAUAUUAAAACUUUACAGAAUAUUAAUUGAAUUUCGUACGAGGAAAGCACACAGAUGGGUGAUAAGAGAUAAGGAUUUAUUAAAAUAUUUAUUCGGUAUGGUCAUCGUCGUUUUCGGGUACAUGUCCGCAUGGACGGCCAUCAAUUUAAAUUUUAUAAAAAAAGAAAAUUUCAGUUUGCUCACGACGGGCACGACACUCGACGGCACUCAAUUCGAAUCGUGUAAAUCCGCUUGGUGGGAUUACGUAACGGAAACAAGUGAAAUAUUGAUAUUAAUUUUUGGAAUACAUUUAAGUUACGCGUCGAGAAAUGCGACGACUCAAUUUCGCGAACGUUGUUUCCUUUGCAUAGCCAUUACUUUGGAAGCUUUCGUUAGCGGAAUUUUCUACGUUCUUCGGUAUUUCUAUUGGGAAACGGCCGUACAUCCGGAUACGAGUUUCCUAGCAAAUUUCACGCGUUGCCAACUUACGACAACGAUCGUUCUCUUCCUUCUGUUCGCGCCAAAAGUUACAAAUAGAAUGUCAUCGAAACAAACGGAUGUUGAAGUUACGGAAGCGGAAGCAUCGCGAACUCCAGAAGAUUCCGUUUGUUCGAACGAAGGUCCGAGUAUUGUUAUUAACGACGGUCCGAGCGAUGCGACUCCACGUAAAAAUCAAAAAUAA